Ixodes scapularis (black-legged tick) is the source of this 1528-nucleotide messenger RNA. RefSeq names its product cytochrome P450 1A1. Gene Ontology annotation, molecular function: oxidoreductase activity, acting on paired donors, with incorporation or reduction of molecular oxygen; iron ion binding; monooxygenase activity. Bases 11 to 1528 code for a protein of 505 amino acids. Lineage: Eukaryota; Metazoa; Arthropoda; Arachnida; Ixodida; Ixodidae. The record is from RefSeq and is a predicted model, not a curated record. The transcript has 9 exons.
CAGUAACGCCAUGAGCUUUCUGUCGGAGAAGGCACUCUUCUUUUGGGACUGGCGAUGGUUGACGACGGCCCUUGUUUUCCUGCUCUCCUAUCUCGUGGUGCGGUUCUAUCACAAGGUGUCCAAGUACCCGAAAGGCCCAUUCCCGCUGCCCGUUGUCGGAAAUCUUCUGGAACUCAGGAACACCAAAGAGCUUUACAAGGCUGCCAACAACUGGUCUCAGAAAUUCGGAGACCCAAUCACUCUGUGGAUGGGUGAGAAGCCAAUGGUUGUGCUCAACACACACAAACUUGUGAAGGAAGCGUUCAUUGAGAGGAGACACGAGUUUGCUGGACGUUUUUCUACCAAAAUGGCGGAACUCCAGAGACAAGGAAACCACAACAUUAUGUUUGAGGACUAUAAUUCAACCUGGAAAACCCUGCGAAAGUUGGCACUCACCGCCGUCAGGAAGUACGCCGUCAGUGACUCGUUGGAGAACCUUUGCUGCGAGGUCGUGGAUGCCUUCGUGGAUUCUUUGAAGGUGGGACCCAAUGUAGUGGAUUCGAAGACUCCUUUUGAGUACAUGCUCUACAACAUAAUCGGCUUAUCUGUUUACGGAGCAAAGUUUGAGAAAGAAAGCCCAGAAUUGACCAAGCUGCAGGCCAGUAAGAAAAGAUUCCUCGAAAUAGCACCAAAUGGACUGCCAAGUGACAUCGUGCCGUGGUUGGGUCUGUUUUACCGCGGGCGUGAAAAGAAGGUCAAAAUCCUUUUCAAGGAUUUUAUCGAUGUACUUGAUGGCCUGUACAAACGAGCUGCAAAAUCCUACGUCCCCGGCAAAAUCGAAAACUUCACGCACUCCAUGUUGGCAGCGAGAGACGAAGCCAUUGAGCAAGAAAAGAAUGACGCUCAGUACCUCACCGAAGCCAACAUGGUCCAGAUCAUUAUGGACAUCUUCGGAGCUGCAACGGAUACUUCAUUGGGAGAGCUACAGUGGUUAUGUCUGACGAUGACCAGAAAGCCAGAGAUACAGGAAAGAAUAAAGGAAGAAAUAGAAAGAAACUUGGGGCAAGCUCGACCCGGAAUGCAAGACAGAGGAAAGCUGCCCUACACAGUGGCCUGCCUCUUGGAGACCCUGCGCAUGUACCCCAUCGUUCCCCUAGGCCUCCCGCAUAACACGACAUGCAACACAGAAGUUGGCGGACAGUUCAUUCCCAUGGACACUGGCAUCUUUUACAACAUCUACGCCAUGAACCGUGAUCCCCAGCUGUGGGCAGAGCCCGAGGUCUUCAGGCCGGAAAGAUUCCUGGACCCUGUCACGGGCAAGGUGAACCAGGAACUUCUGCCCCAGCUGAUGUCUUUCGGUCUGGGUCCCAGGACGUGUCCAGGAGAAAAACUGGCACAUGUGGACAUGUUCUACGUCCUGGUGCGCUUUAUGCAGCGCGUGAGCUGCAGUGCACCGGCGGGGAAAUCAGGCUCUGCAAUAGCGGCAGUUAAUUCCAACCUUUUCUUGUGUCCAGCAGAACAAGACAUUGUUUUGACUAGAGUGUACUGA